This is a messenger RNA of Phytophthora infestans T30-4, 543 nucleotides long. RefSeq lists its product as uncharacterized. The coding region runs from base 1 to 543 and encodes 180 amino acids. The transcript is spliced from 2 exons. The record is from RefSeq and is a predicted model, not a curated record. Gene Ontology annotation, cellular component: MIS12/MIND type complex. NCBI's taxonomy places the organism in Eukaryota, Oomycota, Peronosporomycetes, Peronosporales, Peronosporaceae.
AUGAAGCGCAUGAAAUUAAUUCUCCAGAAGGCACUUGACGUGUCAGUUCACAAUGCUUCGCUCGUGGACUUGCGUGCGUGUCUGGAGAGCGAAUGUCGAGGGGAUGAGGAGUUAUUGGCUGCUUUCUUCCCGCCUCUUGCACCCGAGAGCCCGGAGCACCACAAUACCGAAGAAGUGGCAGCACAGGCAGUGCUUAGCUUGCGACAGAAAGUGGAGACGGUAUUUGAGUGGCUCUGUGAGACCAACGACGUGGACGCGGAGCUGCUGGAGCUCGAAGACGUCAUCAAACAAGCCGAACAUCGACGACUGCACCAAACAUCACCUGAAGCUCGUGUUCGAGUUGAAAGGCUGCGUGCCAAGCAGGAAGAGAAAAAGGAGCUGGAGGCUCUUGUGGAGGCGCUAGAAGCCAAAACCAAGGAGCUACAAAGAGAAGUGGAGGAGAAACGACGUUUAGCUACUGCAGACGUGCAGCGGAUGCAGCGAACAGCCAUCCAAUUGGAGGAGGCAAGCGACCUCGCAAAGAACUAUGCCACUGCUCCCUAG